Messenger RNA from Acomys russatus (golden spiny mouse), 5392 nucleotides. RefSeq names its product neurexin 1 (gene Nrxn1). NCBI's taxonomy places the organism in Eukaryota, Metazoa, Chordata, Mammalia, Rodentia, Muridae. The transcript is spliced from 21 exons. The coding region runs from base 424 to 4965 and encodes 1513 amino acids. The record is from RefSeq and is a predicted model, not a curated record.
CUGGCACCACACUGGUGGCACUUUGCAGGUGUUGGUCCUGCAAGAGUGAAGUAUUUGUUGGCGCGACAGAUGCCCUUGCUUUGUAUCCUUGGAUGCAAAUGGAUCAGUGAAUUUCUUUGAGCCUCAGUGGCCAUCUUUUUCAGAACGUUGCCUCCAAAGUGUAUCCUCCCUUUGGCCUGGAAGGUCUGUGGCUAUCCUGUACUACUGGGGUCUCUGCUUUCCAGUUGGAAGGAGACAACUGGGAGAGAGGAAGGGGCUGCUGGAAGAGAAGAAGAAGAAAAAAAGAGCUAAAGGAGGGUGUGCCCCUCCUAACUCCCCUCUUCCUCCCACUACUCUGUGGAUCCCCAUUUCUCCGUGAAGGUGUCCAGGACCGUUUCGACCCUGUCGCCCCCGGCUCCCCCCCGCCGCACCCCAGCCCCGAGCAUGGGGACGGCGCUGGUCCAGCGCGGGGGCUGCUUUCUCCUAUGCUUGUCACUGUUACUGCUGGGCUGUUGGGCAGAGCUGGGCAGCGGGCUCGAGUUCCCUGGCGCUGAGGGCCAGUGGACACGCUUCCCCAAGUGGAACGCAUGCUGCGAGAGCGAGAUGAGCUUCCAGCUGAAGACGCGCAGUGCGCGUGGCCUCGUGCUCUACUUUGAUGACGAGGGCUUCUGUGACUUCCUGGAGCUCAUUCUGACGCGCGGGGGCCGCCUACAGCUCAGCUUCUCCAUCUUCUGCGCUGAGCCCGCCACGCUGCUGGCAGACACGCCAGUCAACGAUGGCGCGUGGCACAGCGUGCGCAUCCGCCGCCAGUUCCGCAACACCACACUCUACAUCGACCAGGCCGAGGCCAAGUGGGUGGAGGUCAAGUCCAAGCGCAGGGACAUGACGGUGUUCAGCGGGCUCUUCGUGGGUGGGCUGCCCCCCGAACUGCGCGCCGCAGCCCUCAAGCUCACACUGGCCUCAGUGAGGGAGCGAGAGCCUUUCAAGGGCUGGAUCCGCGACAUCAGGGUCAACUCGUCGCUGGCGCUGCCCGUGGACAGCGGCGAGGUCAAGCUGGAUGACGAGCCACCCAACAGCGGCGGUGGGAGCCCGUGCGAGGCGGGCGACGAGGGCGAGGGCGGCGUGUGCCUCAACGGAGGCGUGUGCUCAGUGGUCGACGAUCAGGCUGUGUGCGACUGCUCGAGGACAGGCUUCCGCGGCAAGGACUGCAGCCAAGGUCUGGCGCACCUGAUGAUGGGCGACCAAGGAAAAGAAGAGUAUAUUGCCACCUUCAAGGGAUCUGAAUACUUCUGCUACGACUUGUCUCAAAACCCCAUUCAAAGCAGCAGCGACGAAAUAACCCUGUCCUUUAAAACGCUUCAGAGGAAUGGACUGAUGCUACACACAGGGAAAUCAGCUGAUUAUGUCAAUCUUGCCUUGAAAAAUGGAGCUGUCUCUCUGGUCAUUAAUUUGGGAUCAGGGGCCUUUGAAGCACUAGUGGAGCCCGUGAAUGGAAAGUUUAAUGAUAAUGCCUGGCAUGAUGUGAAAGUCACCAGGAAUCUGCGUCAGCACUCAGGCAUUGGACACGCUAUGGUAAACAAACUACAUUGUUCGGUGACAAUAUCAGUGGAUGGGAUUCUUACCACAACGGGCUACACGCAAGAAGAUUACACCAUGCUGGGGUCUGAUGACUUUUUCUAUGUUGGAGGCAGCCCCAGCACAGCCGACCUGCCAGGGUCACCAGUCAGUAACAACUUCAUGGGCUGUCUCAAAGAGGUUGUAUAUAAAAACAAUGAUGUAAGGCUGGAGUUAUCUCGACUUGCCAAGCAAGGAGAUCCUAAGAUGAAGAUCCAUGGAGUGGUGGCAUUUAAGUGUGAAAACGUGGCAACCUUGGACCCAAUAACUUUUGAAACUCCAGAAUCUUUCAUUUCUUUGCCUAAAUGGAAUGCAAAGAAAACAGGCUCCAUAUCAUUUGAUUUCCGUACAACGGAGCCAAAUGGCCUCAUCUUGUUUAGCCAUGGCAAGCCAAGACAUCAAAAGGAUGCCAAGCACCCACAGAUGAUUAAGGUUGACUUUUUUGCUAUUGAAAUGCUGGAUGGCCACCUGUACCUCCUCUUAGAUAUGGGUUCGGGUACUAUAAAAAUAAAAGCCCUGCAGAAGAAAGUGAAUGAUGGAGAAUGGUAUCACGUGGAUUUCCAGCGGGAUGGACGGUCAGGUACCAUUUCUGUCAACACACUGCGCACUCCCUACACCGCUCCUGGUGAGAGUGAGAUCCUGGACUUAGACGAUGAGUUGUAUCUGGGUGGCUUGCCAGAAAACAAGGCUGGCCUUGUCUUCCCCACCGAGGUGUGGACUGCUCUGCUCAACUACGGCUAUGUGGGCUGCAUCCGGGAUCUGUUCAUUGAUGGCCAGAGCAAAGACAUCCGGCAGAUGGCGGAAAUUCAGAGCACUGCUGGAGUGAAGCCAUCCUGCUCACGGGAGACAGCAAAACCGUGCCUUAGCAAUCCUUGCAAAAACAAUGGCAUGUGCAGGGAUGGCUGGAACAGAUAUGUCUGCGAUUGCUCUGGAACAGGCUAUCUCGGCAGGUCCUGUGAGAGAGAGGCAACGGUUCUGAGCUAUGAUGGGAGUAUGUUCAUGAAAAUUCAGCUCCCGGUGGUGAUGCACACUGAGGCUGAGGACGUGUCCUUACGGUUCAGAUCCCAGCGUGCAUAUGGUAUUCUGAUGGCAACAACCUCUCGAGACUCAGCUGACACCCUUCGGCUGGAGCUGGACGCAGGGCGUGUGAAACUCACGGUCAAUCUAGAUUGUAUCAGGAUUAACUGUAAUUCCAGCAAAGGUCCUGAGACCCUUUUUGCUGGCUAUAACCUCAAUGAUAAUGAAUGGCACACAGUGCGUGUGGUUCGCCGAGGAAAAAGUUUAAAGCUAACAGUGGAUGAUCAACAAGCCAUGACAGGGCAAAUGGCAGGUGACCAUACACGGCUGGAGUUUCAUAACAUAGAGACUGGCAUCAUCACAGAACGACGCUAUCUUUCUUCUGUCCCCUCCAACUUCAUUGGACACCUACAAAGCCUGACUUUUAAUGGAAUGGCAUACAUUGACUUGUGCAAAAAUGGAGAUAUAGACUACUGUGAGCUCAAUGCCAGGUUUGGCUUCAGGAAUAUCAUCGCAGACCCUGUCACCUUCAAGACCAAAUCGAGCUAUGUUGCCUUAGCUACAUUGCAAGCCUACACUUCUAUGCAUCUAUUUUUCCAGUUCAAGACAACAUCCCUAGAUGGACUAAUUCUAUAUAACAGUGGAGAUGGAAAUGACUUUAUUGUGGUUGAAUUAGUUAAAGGGUACUUACAUUAUGUGUUUGACUUGGGAAAUGGUGCUAACCUCAUCAAAGGGAGCUCAAAUAAACCACUCAAUGACAAUCAGUGGCAUAAUGUGAUGAUUUCAAGGGACACCAGCAAUCUCCACACUGUAAAAAUCGACACAAAGAUCACAACGCAAAUCACUGCAGGAGCCAGAAACUUAGACCUCAAGAGUGACUUGUAUAUUGGAGGAGUGGCUAAAGAAACAUACAAGUCCUUGCCCAAACUGGUUCAUGCCAAAGAAGGCUUUCAAGGUUGCUUGGCAUCUGUGGACUUGAAUGGCAGACUUCCAGAUCUCAUCUCAGAUGCUCUUCUCUGCAAUGGGCAAAUUGAAAGAGGAUGCGAAGUUGCAUUGAUGAAAGCUGACUUGCAAGGGCCCAGCACAACCUGCCAAGAGGACUCAUGUUCAAAUCAAGGCGUGUGCUUGCAGCAAUGGGAUGGCUUCAGCUGUGACUGUAGCAUGACUUCCUUCAGUGGGCCGCUCUGCAAUGACCCUGGGACAACAUAUAUCUUUAGCAAAGGUGGUGGACAGAUCACAUAUAAGUGGCCUCCUAAUGACAGACCCAGUACACGAGCAGACAGGCUGGCCAUAGGGUUUAGCACCGUUCAGAAGGAAGCAGUGCUGGUGCGAGUGGACAGUUCCUCAGGCCUGGGUGACUACCUUGAGCUGCACAUACACCAAGGAAAAAUUGGAGUUAAGUUUAAUGUUGGGACAGAUGACAUCGCCAUUGAAGAGUCCAAUGCAAUCAUUAAUGAUGGAAAAUACCAUGUAGUGCGUUUCACGAGGAGUGGUGGCAAUGCCACAUUACAGGUGGACAGCUGGCCAGUCAUCGAGCGCUACCCUGCAGGAAACAAUGAUAACGAGCGCCUGGCGAUUGCUAGACAGCGAAUUCCAUAUCGACUUGGUCGAGUAGUUGAUGAAUGGCUACUCGACAAAGGGCGUCAGCUCACAAUCUUCAAUAGCCAAGCAACCAUAAUAAUUGGCGGGAAAGAGCAGGGCCAGCCCUUCCAGGGCCAGCUCUCUGGGCUUUACUACAAUGGCUUGAAAGUUCUGAAUAUGGCCGCAGAGAAUGAUGCCAACAUCGCCAUAGUGGGGAAUGUGAGGCUGGUUGGUGAAGUGCCUUCCUCUAUGACAACUGAGUCGACAGCCACUGCCAUGCAGUCAGAGAUGUCCACCUCAAUCAUGGAGACCACCACAACCCUGGCUACCAGCACAGCUAGAAGAGGAAAGCCCCCCACAAAAGAACCAAUCAGCCAGACCACGGAUGAUAUCCUCGUGGCCUCAGCAGAGUGUCCCAGUGAUGAUGAGGACAUUGACCCCUGUGAGCCGAGCUCAGGUGGGUUAGCCAACCCCACCAGAGUCGGAGGCCGUGAACCAUACCCUGGCUCCGCAGAGGUGAUCCGGGAGUCCAGCAGCACCACGGGCAUGGUGGUGGGCAUUGUCGCAGCUGCUGCUCUGUGCAUCCUCAUCCUCCUCUAUGCCAUGUACAAAUACAGAAACCGGGAUGAAGGGUCGUACCACGUGGAUGAGAGUCGAAACUACAUCAGUAACUCAGCACAGUCCAACGGGGCCGUGGUCAAGGAGAAACAGCCCAGCAGUGCGAAAAGCGCCAACAAAAACAAGAAAAACAAGGAUAAGGAGUAUUACGUCUGAUCUCAAGAUUCGAAAAAGACACUUGUAUAGAAAUAGUCUUCAUUUUAUCUGAGACAUAAUAUAAACUUAUUUACUUUCCUUUUUAUGAAGCACAUACAAAAGAAGACAGGGAAUGCAAUCAGGAGGGAAAACUCUUUUUAAAAAACAAACAAGUAUCUCAUGCUCUUGUUUCUCAAAAAACGUAAAUUAAAAAGAUGAAAGAGAGAAGAAAGGAAGGAAAAAUACUAGAACAGAAAAAAAAAAAACAAAAAACAAAAAAACAAAACAAAACAAAACAAAAAAACAGGGGCCAAUAAUUCCCUAACAUCCGCAGUGUUUUCAUUUACUCUGCCUGUCUUUAUGUUGCUGGAACAUUCUAAAAGACGGUGAGGACCGCACGCAUUCAUAAAGCAAAGGAGUAUUACAUCGAGGCACAGCACAAAACCAA